Molecule: messenger RNA, 797 nt
Organism: Ilex paraguariensis (yerba mate)
Lineage: Eukaryota; Viridiplantae; Streptophyta; Magnoliopsida; Aquifoliales; Aquifoliaceae
Source: the annotation of a GenBank genome assembly
AUGACUUAUGCACUGGACCAAGAUGAUGCUUUAUACUUCCACAUAUUUGCUCAUACAAAGAUGGCCAUUGGUCUUUGUGUUGAAUACCUGUUGAAUGUCUAUGAUCAUGCUCUUCCUACCAAUUCACCCAUAGGGUAUCUUCAGGUUGGGGACUUCUUUGAAGAAUCAGAAAUCUGCCUCCUUCGAAAGCAGACAAAUGCUGGGGAUACCGCUGGAUCUACAAGCAUUGGAAUUUCUUCAAUACCAGGAAAUGCAAGUUUACUUGGAUGGGCCAUGAGUUCCUUGACUCUCAAAGGCAAACCCUCUGAGCGAACUACACUUGCUCCUGCACCUCUUACUUCUAUGAUCUCUAAUGCUAGCUCAAGUAUCACGCCUGUUAAUGUAAGUUCGAGUGUUGAUAUGGCUGAUCAACCUGCACCUGUUUCCCCUACAUCAACUGAUGCCUGGGGAGAACUUGAAAAUGGAAUUCAUGAAGAGCAUGAGUGUGACAAAGAUGGGUGGGAUGAUGUUGAGCCACUUGAAGAGCCAAAUCCAUCUCCAACUCUUGCAAACAUCCAAGCAGCUCAAAAGCGGACUGUCUCACAGCCAAAGCCCCAAUGUAACAUCAUUCAUUAAAUUUGUAAUAGUGGUGGGAUUACAAGACCAACUAUUUAUCACAGUAACAUUUUGCUUAUGUGGCUGAUUAGUUUUGUUUGUUCCUAACUGAGUUGUCCAUAGAGACAAGAUAAUGUAUUUUGAAGCAUAGUCACAGACUCACAGCUCAAUACACAAUAUAUUAUCAUUCUACCAUAUGUGGG